AGUGAUCGAGACGGUGGCAAAAAAUUUUGAACAUUCUUAAAGAUUAAUUUUUACUUACUAUACAAAGUAUCGUUGAGAUUUAUGAAUAUCAUUAUUAAUUUAUUUCUUCAAAUUGAUAAGCUUUUACCUACUCUGUUUAAACGUACUAUACUCGCAGGCAUAUUGGGGUAUUGACGAAUAUACCCGAAAUUCAAGGCCAAGGUUUGGUUAGGCAAUAUUUUUCCACUUUUUUUGUCUGUAGUGUUGGCGACACUAUAUCAAGCAAAAUCCAAAAUGGCGUGAAUCGCUAAUAUUCGUAUUCGCCGCAAUAAUUUGUUUAUAUUCAGAAAAUAUGCGAUAAUACGCAGUCAUACGUGUGCAAGUAACCUGUAAAAAUUAAGAAAAUUAUGUCGUAGGCAUUAUUAGUUCAUUCCAUACGGUGUCUUAGUAAUCAGUGCUAAGGUUUCAGAUUUUACAGUUGUCAAAUACAUCGCUUAUCCAAAAUUAUUUGAUGAAGUAUUUUGUCAUACGGUGAUAGGGAUGUCGUGGCUAUGCAAUAUUUUUCAACCAUAGUACUAAUUUGAAAAAAGUAGUUUAUAAUCAGUAAAAAAAUGUCAUCAACACAAACUGAAGUGCGAGGUCGUGGACGGCCUCCAAAAUUAAGAACUGCUUGCACCUGGUGUGGUGAAACAAAGUUACCUCUAAAAUAUGUUUUACCUACUCAACAUGGGAAGAAGGAAUUUUGUUGUGAAACUUGCUUGGCAGAGUUUCGUAAAGCUUAUGUUCGAGGGGCUUGUGUACAGUGCGAUAAUGUUAUACGAGGAACGCCAGUUAGACUAGAGCAAAGGAACGAACCUCCUAAAGAUUUUUGUUCUUCGGUAUGCUUGAAUAAACAUCAGAAGAAAGAUAUACAAGAAGAAACCAAAAAAACCAACGAAGAACAGCCAUUGUUAGCGACAUCACCAGUGCCAAAUUCAAAUAAACAGUUAAAUAUUAAUAAUUCAGCCUCUACAUCAACGGGAACAUUUCAAUAUGAAACCUACCAAACCUUCGAUUGGAAUUUAUAUUUAAAAGAGUCAAACAGUACAGCCGCACCUAUCGAAUGUUUCAAGCAACACGACGAACCUCCUACAAACGAGUUUCAAAUUGGAAUGAAGCUUGAAGCAUUGGAUCCUCGUAAUGUAACCUCAACUUGUAUCGCCACUGUAGUAGGAAUCCAUGGUCCAAGACUUAGAUUAAGAUUAGAUGGCUCGGAUAAUAAAAAUGAUUUUUGGCGAUUGGUGGAUAGCAAUGAAAUUCAUCCAAUUGGGCACUGUGAAAAAUCCGGCGGCAUGUUACAGCCUCCACUUGGUUUUCGCAUGAAUGCUUCCAGUUGGCCAAUGUUUUUAUUAAAGACUUUGAAUGGAGCUGAAAUGGCUCCUGCCAAAGUGUUUAAACACGAACCGGAAACACCGCAUUGCAACAUGUUUGAAGUUGGACAAAAAUUAGAAGCCAUAGAUAAAAAAAAUCCGCAAUUAAUAUGUACUGCAACUGUCGGUGCUGUUAAAGAUGAUAUGAUCCAUAUAACAUUUGAUGGAUGGAAAGGUGCAUUCGAUUAUUGGUGUCGUUUCGAUUCCAGAGAUAUUUUUCCAGCUGGAUGGUGUUCAAAAAGUGGCCAUCCACUUCAGCCACCAAGGCAAAAGUCAACUGGACCUAAUCGUUUUAAAUCAAGGACAAGUAAUGUACUUCCAGUUAUGGCUGUAUCUGGAAGUGGAACUGGAAGAGAGCCAGCUGUAGCUUUAGUAAGUCCAGCUGGUUCAAGUGCACCGCCACAACCAGCAACAGAGCCUGAUACAAGUACAACUAGUAAUAAAACAGUAUCUAUUGAAAAUAUUAAUUUUUAUGUUAAUCAUAAUUGUUCAUGUGGUCCAUAUUUUGAUCCAAGAAAAGUAAAGGCAUUGCCAGCUCAGUUUAACGGCCAUACCCAGUCUGUUAUUAAAGAUAUCUUUCAAGCAUUCUUAAUGGCAGCGAUAAGUCCAAGACAAAUAUUGAGUUUAUUUAAGCGUGGAGAGGGUGAAAGUAUUACUUUAACAAUUGAAAGUAAACCAACUACUGUUGUAUUACCUGUAUUUAUGGAAGAAGAGGACUUAUAUGUGUAUAUGAAACGACAGUUAGAAGAUUUGUGUGCGUGUGAACAUAUGCUGUCAAAAAGAAAAGAAAUCUGUAAAAAGUGUCCAGCUGUGCAACAGAAUCACAUAAAAAAGGAGGAGUUAACCAAUGGUACAACAGAGAAAAGAAGAUGGUCGAGUGAAAAUCAAGAGAAUCCAACAACUACACAGCAAUCUCAAUUGAAAAAGGAAUCAAAAUCGCCUGUAAUUCAACAUCCGGUUGUAGAAGCUCCACCAGUGAAGCAGCCAAGAAAAUCUGUUCCUGAAUUUGAAGCAGCCACAUCUACUACACAAAAUGAAAAUCCAAUACAACGAGUACAAUCGGUUGAGCCUGCCGAAUGGACUAUCGAAGAUGUGAUACAAUAUAUUGCUAUGACGGAUCCAGCAUUAGAGCAGCACGCUGAUCUUUUUCGAAAACAUGAAAUUGAUGGAAAGGCGCUGCUGCUUUUGAAUUCUGAUAUGAUGAUGAAGUAUAUGGGAUUGAAGCUUGGACCAGCACUGAAGAUUUGUAAUUUGGUUAAUCGUAUUAAGGGUAGACGGCAUUUAUUACUGUGAUCAUCUCAUUCGCACAUAAAAUUGUAAAUCUACCGAGACCUGCAUAUUUUUGUGCAACGUACCAUAUUUUGUUUAUCUUAUCAAUUUUAUUAUAUGUACAUUAAAGGAAAAUGUACAGUAAAAAUCAUAUCAGAACUGAAUUUUCCAAUACUUAACAAUCUAUUAUUAUUACAGUGUAGUAAUAUUAUUAUUACAACGUAAUAAAUAUAGUGCACUCCUUUAAGUUGAUUUUUUUCAUGCAAUUAAUGUAAAAUUAUAUAAGAUAUUAAAGUUUUUGAAGCAUGGAAGUGAACUAGUCACUUAUAUCUACUUUGAGCAGUGUGGUUUUUUUAAAUGUACAACAUGGGGACUACAUUAAGAAAAGCUGAAUAAUUCAGAAUU
Ceratosolen solmsi marchali is the source of this 3062-nucleotide messenger RNA. RefSeq names its product Polycomb protein Scm (gene Scm). Gene Ontology annotation, molecular function: histone binding; chromatin binding; zinc ion binding. The coding region runs from base 591 to 2681 and encodes 696 amino acids. Gene Ontology annotation, biological process: negative regulation of DNA-templated transcription. Gene Ontology annotation, cellular component: nucleus. The record is from RefSeq and is a predicted model, not a curated record. Lineage: Eukaryota; Metazoa; Arthropoda; Insecta; Hymenoptera; Agaonidae. The transcript has a single exon.